Effrenium voratum is the source of this 2344-nucleotide messenger RNA. NCBI's taxonomy places the organism in Eukaryota, Dinophyceae, Suessiales, Symbiodiniaceae. The record is from the annotation of a GenBank genome assembly.
UGAUCCUUCGGACUUGAUUUGCCUCACGCUUGCUUCGGGCGGUCCCACAGUGUCGCAAAAAUGGUGUACGUAUUCAACCCGGUGGAUACUGCGUCUGAAUUUCUGGUUGGUGCUGCUGUGCUCAUCGCUUUGGUAUGCCUGUGGCAGUACAGGCGAAAUGUGAUGAUAGCCCUGACGGGCGACGACAAGCUUCACGGUUCUUGCUUGGACUGCAUAUGGUGCUGCUUUUGUCAAUGCUGCGGAACCUGCACUUGUGAGUGGACCCGAAAUUUGACGAUGUGCGGCUUCUGCCCUCGCAGAAUGCGUAGGCAGAAUUUGGUCAAGGUCCUGGGCAAGUGCUUGGGUCUCUCAACCUACACAGUGGAGUUGAGGAACAUAGUCGUUGGUGACCUUCCAUUUGAUGGCCGUGGGGAUAUCUAUUUGGCCGUGGAAUGUGCAGUCAAUCCCGCCAUGAAGACCUCUGUGGCAGAGGACAGACAGGGCAAGGUAAUACAUUUUCCUGAAAUCCUGACCGUGCGUGUGCGGAAUAACUGGCUCGAAGCACCAGUUCGGAUCAAGGUGAAGCAGCUCAAUCUGUUCGCCUCUGAAGAUCUUUGCACAGUUACAGUUGGCGCAACGAAGGUCAUUUCCUGGGCAAGUGACCCGGACCAAAGGACGAAGCGCUUUCAGAUGAAGACGGUGGGCUACGCCCUGGACAGAGAGACUCCUCCCUGGAUCCUUGUAGAGUUCGGAGAGCCCACGGAGGUUCGAGACAUUGAGAAUGUGAAGUCCAUGGACACAAUCCGGACCGCCACGAGGGACGCCCAGCCAAGAGACCACACCAUUGCUCAGUAUAAGCACACGUACUACUUGCUGGAUGCUGGAGGCCAUGCCAUCGAAGAGCCCUUCGAGGAGGAUUUGUCAGAGCUCAGGACCAUGCGGAGCAAUGCUACCUGGUGCUGGCAUACGUGCUGCUGCGGCACCAUAUCUGUUGUUCUGCUCUAUUUUGUGAUUCGCUCUUACGUCGGGUCCUGCUACAUGCGCUUCAGCUGGCUGACGAUGGCCGUCCUCAACAAUGCCACCAAAAUGACCAGGUUUCCCAUCAGCAUCCACAACAUGGAGAUGAUUGGUCAAGAGUGCGAGGCUGAAACACAAGGCACUGGGCUUCAAGGUGUGCCAUGUCGCCCCAGCCUUGAGCAAGUGAACGUCCUUUGCCAAAGCACUGCAUUCCUUGAUAACGUUCACCAACCGUGGCCACGCGCGUGGAGUGGCUCCAAUUUGUUGUACUUCCUGGACAGGUUUUUUGGCGAGGGCGGGGUUUCAAUCUCAGCAUGAUUUGUCACUUGCUGCCUUGCGCAUCUGCUGCCCAGGUUGGACUGCGAUGUGUGGAGGGAGUCUGCAACGUGCGAAGUUUCCUUGUGACUCAUGAAUGGGCCUUAAUAUUUUGCUGUCUUGUUCUGGCAAAUUGUCGCCUGGGACUUGCGUGCAGGUGCCAAAAUCGCUGUUGCACUGUUCCAGAUACUGUCCGAGGAAUAUCCGAUCAUAGGCAUUUGCAUUUUUAUCCUUUUCAGCAAUGUCAUUAUGGGUGUGCCUGGCUCGUGGUUUGAACAAGAUGCCACUUUGCUGAUUUCAUUCACCGUCGGCUCCACAAGCAUGUUUUUGUGAGCUCGCGUCGCACUGCCGAGUGGGGGCCCAGGUGUCCAUACCAGAGGUAAAGCUGUCAGUGGGGAGCAGGAACUGGCCAACAUUUGCAUCCAUCAUCUGCAUGCCGGAUGAACGCCCGCAAACAAAAUGAAGAGAGCUGCAUUGACUGAGAUAUUCGAACACCAGUCAGCCUACGAUAGGGGUGACACUAAAGCACGAUGCCUUCAUUGGAGUGACCUUUCGGUGAUGUACUAGGUUUUGGUAGUUGCUUAGAUAACGACAACUCAGUUCUGCCUGUGGCCAGCUGAGCGAACGGUCAAGCUAUGCCAGGAUGGAUUUGCGACUGCCGAAUCGCCCAUGUAAAGGCUCGAAAGCUACAGGCGCGGCAAGAAGCGGCCGUGCAGUUCAGAACAAAACACCUCGAGCAGCAGCAGCGGCUGAGAAACAGUUGGCUUGGAGCAAUUGGAGCAAGCUGAGUCAGCCACAUUUGUAGUCAGGAGUCAGGAGACCAAAUGGUCACCUUAAUUCAAUUGCAUAGAAGUCAAAGAUUCGCUUCCAGGAAUGGGGCGCGGCCUUGGUCUUGGCUUUGAAGCCCAGCCAAAAGUGCACAAUGUGUAGUUUGCCGGACUGCGCAGCCAGUGUACACAAGCAACCAGUUUGUUGGCGCAGUAGUGUAGCAAUGUGCAAAGAAGGUCGCAAACGCUAAAGGGAUUGGCAUCCU